Molecule: messenger RNA, 5869 nt
Organism: Diabrotica virgifera virgifera (western corn rootworm)
Lineage: Eukaryota; Metazoa; Arthropoda; Insecta; Coleoptera; Chrysomelidae
Product: tyrosine-protein phosphatase 69D-like
Exons: 35
Coding region: 75-5792 (1905 amino acids)
Biological process (GO): protein dephosphorylation
Molecular function (GO): protein binding; protein tyrosine phosphatase activity
Source: RefSeq, a predicted model, not a curated record
UCUGACUCAUAUAAUACUCGCCCCGGAAAACCAUACCAUGAUAAGUUUCUAUAUCCAGUUGUGUUUUUACAAAAAUGAAGCAUGCAUUGCAAAUAAUAUUGGGAUUGCUGAUUACUUUGCUAGUUAAUGCUGAUGAUGCUAAUGAUGUCUUUAUUAUUGGCAAUAACUUUUGUUUGACAAAUGGCACAUCAGCUAUAUAUUUUACAGACAAUAAGGGAGAUCAAGAGACCAAGAUAUAUCCAGAUCCUCCAAAGUCACCAAUUAACUGUGAUUCUAAAACCAAGGAAUGUAAUCGGAAUUGGAAUAUUUUGAACUGGGAGAGAAGGGAUUCGUAUAUAACUUUUUCUCCUUCAAUUAUAACCGAUAGACGAUGGGAAAGUUUUCCUACAAUAAUAACACAACGAUCUGAAGAUAACAAAAACUAUUAUUAUAAAGAAGUGGACGAUAUAGACGAUAACAUAUCUAUCGCAUUUUCAGUAAAAGCAAAAUUUGAAAGUCAUAUUUUUUUAUGCGAUUCAGCAAUAACGUCAAAUUGUUACUGGAUAAUGCUUGGAGGAAGCAGUGGAACAGUUUCAGCUAUUCGAAAAUGCUCAACAAAUCCUGUUCCUGUAUCUUUAAAAAAUUAUGCUGAGGGUUCUUGUAAAUUAAAUCAUAAUCCUAUUAAGGACAAUCCUCUGGACGAAAAUAAUUGGAAACAUUUUGUUAUCCAGAAAUUUAGAAGUCGAUUACGAUUACUUAUAUACAGGGGUAAAAAAGAUGGCUUAACUCCUUACUUGUUUCUAGAUGAUCAGUAUUACAUAAUACCAAAAAAAUUAUUUGUCCAUUACAAAGUUAAGACUGGUCACGCCCUUUGGAAAUUUCAUAAGUACUAUAAUUUCGAAAGCAAAGGUGAAGGUGUACUGUCCAGUCCGCCCUUUCAGGUACCAAAUGGAAUUAUCUGUAUAUCGAUGUUUGUGAAAACUUCUUCUAAAGGAACGUUAUCGAUACAAGUUAAAGAUAGAAAUGCACUCAAUGCAAUGGACACAAGAGAACUAAAUACUAAUAAUACGUGGCAAGAGGUUGGGAUGAUUAUAAAAGAUGAUAAUAAGGAGAAUAAAUUAUAUCAAGUAAAUUUUGUUCAUUACGCGAGUGAAGAAGAUACUUGUGCAGUUGAUGGUAUUAGGGAAUGCAAUGAAAUAGAAUAUCGAUAUAUUAAACAUGAAGAAGGUGGCAGUUUAAGUUGUCAACGAUUAGAAGAUCCAUUAACUGUGACAAUAAAAAAGCUAACACCUACUACAAACAAAGAAACAAACUGCAGUGAAUCAACAUUUGGAGAGAACUGUAUUCCAUGUGGUAUAUUUGGUGAACCGUACUGUAAAUCAUUUAACUAUUGUGAAUUGAGGACCCUGAAAUGCUUCUGUACUGCAGGUUACCAGAAUGAUAACUGUGAAGAGUGCCCAGAUAAGUUUUAUGGACAUGGAUGUAAAAAGUUUAGUCGUUGCAAAAUAUGGGAUAAAUAUAGUAAUAUUAAUGGAUAUUGUUCCAAAGGAUAUUGUGAAUAUCCUUAUAUUGGUAACAGGUGCCAGGAUGUUGAAUUCCCGUUUUUUCUAAAUCCUCCCACGAUAUAUAAAGUUACUACAAGAGGAUUUACCAUUGUACAAGAUAAUUUAACGAGGGAAGGAUAUGCUGAAUCUUACCAUUUUCAGUAUUCGGAAGCUGGCAAGGAAGACUGGAAAAGAAUCAAUCCAGAUAUUUCUGUUGACAUUUCCCAAGCAGUAGAAGUCUAUAAUGGUGAUAUUUCUAUAGAGCCUGAUACAGAAUAUAUAGUGAGAGCCAUCCUUAAGAAGGAGAAGGGGGGGAAAUCUUUGAGGUCAAAAUCUAAUACGACUGCAAAUGUCUUAACUGGAUGCAUUGAUCUGACUGAAAACGAGAUUCGCAUUACUCCUGAAAACACCACAGCGCACAUAGAACUACUCUUUUCCAGCGAUCAUUGCCAAUAUCAAAAAUAUCAAGUGAAGGUGGACAAUGGGGAAUACAAAUAUAUAACUUCUUCUUUAGAUGUUGACAAUUUUCAUGUUAAAAACUUAAAGCCCUAUACUCCACAUACAUUUUAUGUGAAAUACACUUCAAAUAGCAAAAAUGCACUGAUUAUAAAAAAAGAUUUUAUGACUAGACAAGCAAAACCAUCAGAAAUUACAAACUAUAAAUCCAGUGCUACAUCCACAACAGUUUCCUUGUCAUGGGAAAAACCGGAUAAAGCAAAUGGUAUUAUAUCUGGUUAUGUAAUAAGAUAUAAAGUAUUAAGAAACCUGGCGUGUAAAAAAGAUAAGGAAAGUACAUUUUCUAAUGUAACAACAUCAGAAACGUCAUUGACUUUAAAUUAUUUAGAACCUUACACCAGAUACAAUGUGCACAUUCAAGCCAAAAACGAUGAAUUCCUAGGAGAAAUUUUUUCAGCAACUGUAGAAACUCUGCCUUUAAACAUUAUCACCGAACAAGAAACCUUGUCGAUUAAUAACAUCAUCCCAAAAUCUGAUGGCGCAACUGUUACCAUUAAGGAUUUAAUCUGUUCAUCAUUGUUUGGACCACUAGAUAUACAAUUCGAGGUAACUUGUCUCAGCAAUUGGUGUAGAACCGAAGCACCUACAAAUUUUAAUAGAUCGUAUGAUCCGAAUAAUUUUCGGUUCGAUGUAAGCGGCUCUUCCAUUCUACCUUUCACAGAUUAUGUUAUGGCGGUGAAAAUUCACAGAAAUAGCGCUUGGAAUUAUAGUGAAUAUCGAAAUUUUACAACUCUACCCUCAGUUGCCAAUAAAAUUUAUGGCGUAGAGAAGUAUAACAAUAGUGAAAACUCAAUUUCCUUGCGUUGGAAACCGCCCUACCCUCCCACUGGAAUUUUAGAGAAAUAUUUUAUUAUAUAUGGUUGGAGAUCUACAUCUGAAGAAGUAGCUAUUAAAGAAUGUACAUUUUGGAAAGGGUAUCAUUGUGCGACGAUCGACAAACAAAUUUCCUUCAAAACAACAUACCAGAUACAAGUUUCUGCAAUAAAUAAGGAUCAAGGAUAUGGGCCCUACUCAGAUCCCAUCAAAGUAUAUAUAGGAGAAGAGGCACCAUCAGUGGUAUAUAAUCUGGAAGCUAUGUGGACGCCAAAAAAUGAUUUAAAUAUUUCAUUUUAUCAUCCCAACGACACUAAUGGACAACUUCGAAGCUUUGAAAUAAUAAUGAAUGAUAAUUAUAAUUUUCCGAUAAGGCAAUUCGUUACAGAAUAUAUGCCUAUAUACCAAUAUCAAAUUGAUUCUCCGAAAUUUACCGAAUGUGAUACAUUACCAUUAAAAGUUCGAGCCCAUAAUAUACAUAACCCAAGCAAAUUCGUAUCUAUAUCGGUUGACACACCACCAUCCUUACCGGAAGAUAUUGAAAAAAUUGAGGGGAACAGUACCAAUACUACAAUAACAUUGGGAAUUAAAAUAAAGGAAACAAUGAAAAGGGUGGACAUGUGUAAUAUUUUUGUGUCCACUAACCAAAUGGAAGAGGAGGGUACUCAGACACUGACCGUAGAGGAGUUUAAUAAGUAUUUUUCCAGAAAUAACACGAGAAGGGUGUACACAUCGACAAAAAAUGUCAACUCGACUAUCAACUUAAUUAUUGGAGAUAAUGAUGAUGCGGAAAAUAUCGCCUUAAAUCCAGGAACGAAAUAUAGUUUGAUAGUAAUCUUAUCUAAUAAAUGUAAAAAUAAUAAUUUGACCCAAAGUCGCAUUAAGCAAAUUUUUAUACAAACUAUGGGAAAUUAUGUAAAACCAAUAAUUGUAACAACGACUGAAACUCCUACUACUGGAAAAUCUGAAAAUGUUGCAGUUAGUGGUCUCUGGGCUCUUCUUCUGUUGUUGAUACUUCCCAUUGCGCUUAUCUGGUACAUCAAGAAAAAACAUCCAAAUAUUCCGCAAAUGAUAAAGCCCCAACCUAAACUUCCUCAAGAGGAUCAAAUUGUUCUUACUGAUACUCCUCUAGUGACCAAGCCAACAAUUAAGGCCAUUAAACCGACACCAAGUGUAAUGGUGCAGGGCCCUAAGACAAAGAAUUCCAAAAAAGUGAAGAUUAUCGAUCUAGAGACAUAUGUAAAAGAAUCAAUUACAAAUGGGGAGUUUCAGAGACAACAUGAGCUCUUUCCAAAAGGAUUAUUAAAACCGCAUAGUGUAGGAUCGACAGCAGAAAAUAAGAUCAAAAAUCGUUACAAAAAUUUAGUAGCAUAUGAUCACUCAAGAGUAAAACUGAAACGAUCUUCGGGAGAUAACCAAUCUGACUACAUAAAUGCAAACUAUAUCGAUGGCUACCGACAACGAAAAGCAUAUAUAGCCACACAAGGACCGAAAGCUAAUACCUUAACAGAUUUCUGGAUGAUGAUCUGGCAGAAAAACGUAAGGGAUAUAAUAAUGUUGGCAAAUAUAUACGAGAACGGCAAGAAAAAGGUGGAAAAGUAUUGGCCAGAAAUAAAUGAAGACAAACACUAUGGAGAUUAUAAAGUUCACUACGUGUCCUCUUCUGUUCAUGCAAACUUUGAAGAAAGGAAGUUUACACUCUCACAUAACAACGAACAAAGACAGAUUACACAACUACACUUUACCACAUGGCCUGAUCAUGGAGUUCCAUUGUAUUCUCAAAGUUUAGUGCCGUUCUUACAAAAAAUUUUAAAAAUACCUUAUAGUGCCCAAUCACCAAUGAUAGUGCAUUGCAGUGCCGGAGUUGGCAGGACAGGAACAAUCAUUCUAAGUGAUAUUAUUCUCCGUAUGGCUGCAGCAGAAAAUUCUGUAGAUUUUCUGGCCUACCUAGAGAUAAUUCGGGACCAAAGAUCGAACCUUGUGGAUAAUCUUGAGCAAUACAAACUAGCACAUUUGGUGGUACUUGAAUGCCUUUUCGGCAUGCGUACUUCAAUUAUGUGUAACGAUGACAUGCGUACUAUCGUAGAAAAUACUAUUAGCAAUAACGGCAUUAGAACCCAAAUGAAAUACAUUGAAGAAACUCAAUGGCAGGAUUCUGCUAUGGAAACUAUUUUGGAUAAUGAAGAAGUCGCCCCGAUUUACGAUGAGAAAAAUAGGUUUAAAGAUAUUAUUCCAGAACAUUACAGAGUUUUUGUCACUCGAUAUCCUCAUGAUGAUGAGACUUCUUCGUACAUCAACGCCAUUUUGGUGGACGAUUUCCGAAAUCCUGGAAGAUACAUAGUGACACAACAACCGAUGCCUAAUACGAUUGGAGACUUUUGGCGAAUGGUGUUAGAGAGGUCGUGCAAUGUGAUUAUAUCCCUAAAUACUAUCGACCUCAAAGAUGAGACUGUCUGUCAAGUUUGGCCAGAAAAGAACGAGGAGCUGAAUCCAGUAGAUUUUAUUAAAAUUGUACAUAAAAAGACAAGGCGUUUAGAAUUUUAUUCUAUUAUAACUGUAGAAUUAGUAACCCAACUUACGGAGGUUGAAAAUACAACCGUUAAUAUAAUUGCUCUUGACAACUGGAGACACGAAGAUUUGUUACCAAAUAGUAUUGAAGAAUUUUUAGCUUUUAAGGAUGCUGCAGAGGCUUUAUCACGUACAUCGGAAAGUAUUCUGGUGAUGUGCUACGACGGUGCAAAAGCCUCAGGGCUAUAUCUGGCAUUGUCCUUCAUUAUAGAAAAAAUGAAGCUGGAACAAGAAUGUGAUGUUUGUUUAGCUGUUCGAACUGUGCGACACAGUAGGAAACAAUUUGUUACCACAGAGGAACAAUACGAAUUUCUCUACAGAGCUUCAUUAACAUUCAUUACGGGAUUUCAACCAUAUUCAAAUUUUGCUUGAGGUUAAUCUUAUGCUUUAAAUUAAUUAAACUAAGUAGUAAUCUAUGUAUAACUAACAAAUAAAUAGUCUAAAUUAUA